AUGGAAUUGGCAAUCACCAACAAUAGCACAAGUGCAGGUUUGUCUGGAUCACUAAUGUUACUUGAAAUUCCAUCCUCACCAGCUAUAGAGGAAUAUCAAAGUCAAAUAAUAACUAAAUCUAUGCAAACAUAUAUUGAAGAAGGACAAGUUUAUCAGGACAAGCAAACUGUAGCUGCUGCAAUGAAGAAUUUUUCUGUGAUGCACAAGUUCCAGUUCAGAGUAAAAAGAUCAAGUCAUAGAGGCUACUGGCUUAUAUGCGUUGCUGAAAACUAUAAAUGGCACUUCAAGGCAACGUCAAUUAAUGAUUCGGCAAUGUUCAAGAUAAGGAGUUUCAGCCGACAACACACAUGCUCCUUAAUGGACGAAACAUUCGUACAGCGCAAACGUACUGCAGCUGUAGUUGGUAGCAUGGUCGUUCCAAAGUAUUGUGAUCCUAUGACUGUUUACACACCAAAGGACAUACAAACUGACAUGUUAUCCGAACAUGGACUAAACCUAAGCUACAUGCAAGCAUGGAGAGCCAAGGAAAAGGCUUUACAGUUUUUAAGAGGGAAUCCGUCUGACUCCUACAGCAAAUUACCCAAAUAUUUUUAUAUUCUUGAGGAGACUUAUCCUGGUUCUGUUGUUAAAUUGAAGAAGGCAGCAGAUGAUUGCUUCUUAUACGCAUUUGUUGCUCUUUGUACAUCAAUAAGUGGUUGGCAACAUUGUAGGCCAGUAGUAGUUGUUGAUGGGACAUUCUUAAAGUCAGCCUAUAGGGGGAUUAUGCUUACAGCAAGCACCAUGGAUGCAGUAGGUAAAAAAUAUAAUAAUUUUGUAGUUAUUUUGUAG
This is a messenger RNA of Nicotiana attenuata, 828 nucleotides long. RefSeq lists its product as uncharacterized. Lineage: Eukaryota; Viridiplantae; Streptophyta; Magnoliopsida; Solanales; Solanaceae. Bases 1 to 828 code for a protein of 275 amino acids. The record is from RefSeq and is a predicted model, not a curated record. The transcript has 3 exons.